CAAAUAUUCAUAGGAACAAACUUCGUUAAUGCACUCAGAUUUAAUUGAUUUUAUUCCAUGGAGAUUUGAACACCACUUAAUGUAAGUUGUAUGUUAUAAACUAAACCUUUUGAUUUUUUUUUUUUUUCAGAAGAGAAGACAUGAUCCAUGAUCUGAAGUGUUACAAAAUGACUCUUUUGUAUGCUUUUAUGAAUAAAUAUUCUUUUUCAUGAAUCUAUUCACCCGUUUCACAUAAAUUGAGAAUAUAUGAUCUUCACAACUUUCAGCAACAGCUUAAGGAGGAUGUAUUGAAUCUGAAAUUUGAAGUGGUUUGGUUUUAGUGAGUUUUUAGAUAAUUUUAGAUGAAUAUUAAAAUUUGGCGUGAUUUUUCUUAAAGAACUCUAGUUACUCAUUUAAAAUCAUAGGAUUUGAGUUUUUAUUUUUAUAACUAAGAAACCCCUCUAACACCUUCAAAACAUUUAAAACACUCUAAAAUCUUCAAUUUAAAUUUUGUUCAAUAACAGUGGAUUUCAAAAUGUUUGUUAAAAUGACAAGUUCAAUAACACUGGAUUCUAAAGUGUUUUUUUAAAUCUUCAUUUGAAUAACAAUAGAUUUUUCAUUUUAAUACCAAUCAACCAAAACUCUUAGUUGAAUACCCUCCCUAAAUGUGUCUUUGACUUCAACGGCUGAAAGUAAUGAAAUUAUAGCCAAAGUUUUAAAUGUCACAAUCAAGUUAUUGUAAACUAUCAUCCUUUCUAUUUUUAUAAUACAAAAAUAAUUAGUUAACCAGAUGUGGAUUUCACUGUUAAGCAUUUUCCUCUGAUAGAUUUAUAUCUAAAAAGCCUCUUUUUAUAAUGUCAUUAGUUUAUAUACCCCUAUGUAUAGCAUAGCUUACCCCUACUCCUUUACCCCUAAACUCUUAAAAGACAACUAAAAAUAGAAUAUAAUGUCUGAACUUCAUAGCUCUCUGCAGCUUCCUGUGUUAGACUUAACACAACCGAUUCAGUCCUCUGUUCUGUCUUCUCUUUCUCAGGCCUGCAAAGAGUGGGGAUUCUUCUAUGUCACCAAUCAUGGAAUCUCUAAAGAGAUGUUCAGCAGAAUCUAUUCCUUGUCCAGAGAUGUUUUCAGUGCUCCUCUUGACUCAAAGCUCAAGCUUGGUCCCUUCUCUUAUACCCCUCGGCACAUCGCCUCUCCUUAUUUCGAAAGCCUCGUUGUCUCUGGACCUGAUUUCUCCAGCUCUGCUAAAGCUUCCGCUGAUGUUUUGUUCCAAGAGCAUGAAAAGCCAGAGUUAAGUGAAACACUACAAGAAUAUGGCGAUAAAAUGGCGGAAUUGUCCAAAAGACUAGUGGAGAUACUCUUGAUGAUGAUCUUAGGAGAGGAAACUGGGAAGAGAUUCUACCAAAAUGAGUUUAGUAAUUGUCAUGGAUACUUAAGACUAGUGAACUACACGCCUCCACAAGAUGUAGAGAAGCAAGAAGAGCUCGUUGAAGGUCUUGGGAUGCACACGGAUAUGAGUUGCAUAACAAUAGUCUAUCAAGAUUCAGUUGGUGGACUUCAGAUGAGGUCAAAGGAAGGGAACUGGAUUGAUAUAAAUCCGGGAGAUGAUCUGCUUGUUGUUAACAUUGGCGAUCUUAUGCAGGCGUGGAGUAACGGACGGCUGAGAUCGUCUGAACAUCGAGUUGUAUUGAGAAAGCUGGUGAACAGAGUGUCUCUAGGGUUUUUCCUCUGUUUUGAGGAUGAGAAAGUGAUACUUGCGCCGCAAGAAAUAGUUGGGGAGGGAAAUUGCAGGAGAUACAAGGCGUUCAAGUGUUCGGAGUAUCUGAAGUUCAGACAGAGUAAUGAAGUAGGGAAGUUUGAGAGGAUAGGUUACACUGUUAAAGACUUUGCUGGACUAACACUGCCUGAACAUGAUGAUCCUUGAGAGAGAAAACACACUAGUAUCCCGGUUUAGAGAUCACUAAACCGGUUCCUGGUUAAGAAAGGGGAAAGAGCUUACAGUUGUUGUGACUUGUGAGUGUCAUGCAAUAUCAAAAUAUUAGCUAGUGGAAUCCAAAGCUGCUUUUGGAUUCUUAUAAUCUUAUAUAUAUGUGGAAAACCUUUUGGCUGAGUCUUUCUAUAACCAUCUAAAGUAAUGUUUUUUUAUCAUGUUUA
Molecule: messenger RNA, 2130 nt
Organism: Brassica napus (rape)
Lineage: Eukaryota; Viridiplantae; Streptophyta; Magnoliopsida; Brassicales; Brassicaceae
Product: gibberellin 20-oxidase-like protein
Exons: 2
Coding region: 926-1900 (324 amino acids)
Molecular function (GO): dioxygenase activity
Source: RefSeq, a predicted model, not a curated record